Messenger RNA from Rubroshorea leprosula, 381 nucleotides. Lineage: Eukaryota; Viridiplantae; Streptophyta; Magnoliopsida; Malvales; Dipterocarpaceae. The record is from the annotation of a GenBank genome assembly.
CAGGAGUAGAGACUGGAGAGGUGUUUUAACUAAGCUCAACAUGACACUUCUCCAACUACAACGAUUCAUGAAGCUCACCAUUGGCAAGUCUCCGCUGCCUAUUCCAAACAAGCGUUCCAGAUCAGGGCAAAAGAGCUUUCAGAGAAGAGCUAUGAAGAAAAAGAGAAUCAUACGAGCUCAGAGGUAACAAGUUAAAGAGAAACUUUUGCAACCCUGCAUUUGAUCUUGUUUUUGAAUUUGAGCUGAACCCCAACCCCACAAAUCCUGUUUUGCCUCCUGUCCUGUUUUCCAAUCCGUCAUCGUAGCGUGCCGCACCCGCCGCUGAUUUAUUACAUUUACUGGCAUACCUACUAUAACCGUCCCAGGAACAAUACUUUUACG